AAUGAAGAGAUCGAGCAAAUUAUGUUUAAUCAUAAACCUUUCAUGUUGUGCUUGCAUUCUUAUCAUAAUUGGUUCAAUUGUGGCAAUUUACAUGUUCGGACUGCAAGCUAAAAUGCCAGAUCCUGGGUACUGUACGCGGCAGCAUGCAACAAUUGCAAUGGAAUGCGCAAAGAAAGACGACGAACUUGGUGCAGCUGCCGCUAGUCUUAAUCACACACAAUUCCUCCUUCAAAGACCGGAACAUUAUGAAUCUCUGGGUGGACUUUGCUUUGUCACUCUGCAAUGUGCGCGAGAAAUCAAGUGCCGAGCAAUCAGAAACAUUCUAAAUGACAUCAGCAUCUGUGGAUUUAUCUAUUACUACACAAAAGAGUUUUCAGAGUGUGCAGAAAAACUAUACGUAAAGAGAAAUGAAAUUCCAUGCAUUGGAGAAAUUUAUAAUGAAAACAAGAGGACUCCUAAAGAAGCUUGUCAAAAGUGGAAGUCGAUCAAUCCAUGUGUGAAAGAAGCCAUCCGAAAUGAAUGUGAUGACAAACUUGGAAUCCUCCAGUUCAAAUGGGAGCAGAAAUCCCACAAAGCCAACAGUAUUUAUUGCGAGGAAGACCGAAGGAUCACAUUUGGAUCUGAAGAGAAUGAAAAUUAAAUGUUCUUGAUAGUCUCUGAUUCCCUUUCUAAUUGACCGGUAAUAGUAUUAAUUCGUUUGUCAGUAGGAUGUUUUGUGGUGUCUCCUUGUUUCUUCGUUUCAUCAGUACAAAAUUGAAAAUAAUACCAAAAACUAUGUAUACUUGAACUAAAUAAUUUUUGUCUGAUUCGUUAAGUAGGUGUAUCUAAAAAAUGAAGAUAUGAUUUUUGUUGUCUAAGUUUGUCUGUUCAUCAAUUUGAUCCACGGCUAUCUUUUACAAUUUUUCAAAAUCGUUCAUAUCUAGUGACACAGGUUACAUUUUUUUGGUGAAAGAAUAGAAAUAUCAAGAAUCAUACGAUCAGGACAAUCGCACCGAGAACAUUGAUUAUUAAACAAUUAUUUUAUGUCUUCUGCUUUUGAACAAAAUUUUAUUGGAAAAAUUGUAUGCCAUUAAAAAAUUCACUUUGAACAAGUUUUAUUUUAAA
Messenger RNA from Caenorhabditis elegans, 1104 nucleotides. It is a transcript of the gene F59E11.5, whose product is annotated as T20D4.11-like domain-containing protein. The record is from RefSeq and is marked reviewed. NCBI's taxonomy places the organism in Eukaryota, Metazoa, Nematoda, Chromadorea, Rhabditida, Rhabditidae.